Messenger RNA from Solanum dulcamara, 510 nucleotides. RefSeq names its product ethylene-responsive transcription factor ERF096-like. Lineage: Eukaryota; Viridiplantae; Streptophyta; Magnoliopsida; Solanales; Solanaceae. The transcript has a single exon. Gene Ontology annotation, molecular function: DNA-binding transcription factor activity; DNA binding. The record is from RefSeq and is a predicted model, not a curated record. Gene Ontology annotation, biological process: regulation of DNA-templated transcription; ethylene-activated signaling pathway. The coding region runs from base 4 to 390 and encodes 128 amino acids.
AACAUGGAUGAAGUGAAAUAUAGAGGUGUUAGAAAGAGGCCAUGGGGGAAAUAUGCAGCUGAAAUUCGAGAUACUAAUCGUCAAGGAGGGGUUCGUGUUUGGCUAGGGACAUUUGGUACUGCUGAAGAAGCUGCUCGAGCUUAUGAUAGGGCGGCAUAUAACAUGAGGGGAAAUUUGGCAAUUCUUAAUUUUCCUGAGGAGUAUAAUUUGCCAAGGACCUCUUCUCAUUUUCACAACAAUUCUUCGUCCAUGGCUUCUUCAUCUUCGAGUAAUGUACAUGCAAGAAAUGAUCAACAAGGAACAGGGCAAGUUAUUGAACUUGAAUAUCUUGACGAUAAGGUUCUUGAAGAACUUCUUGAUUGCGAGCAACAUGCAAAUAAGAGGAAAUGAAUAUCGUUAACAUCCUUUAUAUAAUUAUAAAGCUAAGUAUAUCGCGUAAUAUCUACUAAUAAAACUUAUCAUGGGGUUUUUGUUUCAAUAAAUACCACCUUUUUGCAUGAAGAGACUGAC